GGUGCGGAAUUCUCAAUCCGGCGCUCGCGAUUCGCAAAUGCCGGCCGGGAAGGAUGAGAUUUCGAGCGGCAGCGGCAGUGUUCCUGGGGAAAUUCCUCGCGCGGACGAGCAGGAAGAGGCGGCAAAAUAUUUCGAGGGAUCGCACGAACAGCCGCUGGUGGAUCAGCCGGGAUUUGUCGAGCUUGUGAUCGAUAGCGAGAGCUCCGGCAGCGCCAUGGCUAGGAGCAAUGCUCGCGUAAUGCCGGUGGUGGAGGACGAGGAUGCCAGUGCUGCCAGGAACAAUGUGACUAGCGCGCUGGAGGGCCUCCGCUUUAUCGACAAGCGCACGGAGAGCGCUGGGGACGAGGCGGUGUGGCACAGAGUGAUGGAGCGAUUCGAGAAGCUCUCGAGCAGCGAUGGAAAGCUCCCGCCUGGCCGAUUUGGCGCGUGCAUUGGGAUGCCGGAGAGCGAGGAGUUUGCCGCGGAGCUCCUGGGCGUCUUGCGGCGCCGGAGAGCGCACUCCCGGGGCGUCACCACCAGCGCCGUCGAGGAUCGUCACGACAUUGGCAAGGAUGAGCUCUGGGAUCUCUGGAUGGAUCUCACAGACAAGACGACCGCCUCGAGGAUGCAAAUCUUCUUCGAUCUAUGCGAUCGAGACCGGGAUGGAAAGAUCAGUGGGUCGGAGCUAAAAAGUGCCAUCCUUCUGAGCGCGUCGGCCAACCGACUCUCGAUUCUCGACGAGCAGGCGGAGGAGUACGCGGCAUUGUUGAUGGAAGAACUGGAUCGUGAGAAGAAAGGCGAAGUUGGCAUAUCACAGCUCGAGAGCUUAUUAAGCAAGCGCGCCUUUGAGGCUGAUUCGUUCCGGCAGCACUACCAGAGCCAUUACCCGUGUAACGCCGAAAGGCUGGGGAGGCUACAGUUCCUUGCUUGCAGCACCAAGAAUGCUUUCCAAGAGGAUUGGCGUCGACUCUGGAUUGUUGGCGUGUGGUUUGGAGCCAUGGCCGCGCUGUUUAUGUGGAAGUCCAUGCAGUACAGCUACCGGUCCGGCUUUGAAGUGAUGGGGUAUUGCGUGAGCAUGGCCAAAGGUGCUGCCGAGACACUCAAGCUCAACAUGGCACUCAUCCUUUUCCCUGUUUGUAGAAACACUAUAACGUGGCUCCGCUCUACCAGGCUCGGCUCAGUGAUUCCCUUCGAUGACAGCAUCAGCUUUCACAAGACAGUGGCAGGAGCUAUUUGUUUGGGAGUGCUUAUUCACGGAGGAGCUCAUUUGACCUGUGACUUCCCCCGCAUUGCCAAUGCAGAGUCGAAGACUUUCAUGCGUACUCUGGGAAGAGACUUUCACGGCUGCCAGCCUUCUAUGCUGGGCAUGGUCAUGUCCGUCGAAGGCGUGACAGGGAUCGCGAUGGUUAUAUUGAUGGCCGUGUCGUUUCUUCUUGCGACCAACCUCGCGAGGAAGAACAGGCUCAAGCUCCGCCGACCCUUUGACAAACUUACCGGGUUCAACGUGUUCUGGUAUUCUCACCAUCUGUUCGCCAUUGUCUACGCUCUCUUGAUUGUUCACUCGACAUUACUUUUCCUCACGCACAAAUGGUCAGAGAAAACGACGUGGUUGUACAUUCUUGUUCCAACAGUUCUUUACAUUGGAGAACGGUUUUUGAGAGUAUCUAGAGCAUGCAUUUACAAGGUUGACAUUGUACAGGCUGCCAUUUUUCCCGGAAAUGUUUUGUCUCUUCACAUGACAAAACCUCCCGGCUUUAAAUACCAGAGUGGGAUGUACAUCUUUAUUCAAUGCCCCUCAAUAUCGCCAUUCGAAUGGCACCCGUUUUCAAUCACGUCAGCACCAGGAGAUGAACACCUCAGUGUUCAUGUUCGCAGCUUGGGGGACUGGACGGAAGAGAUCAUGAGGACAUUCGCAAAGGAGAUCGAAGCACAAGGAGAAGACAGUGGUGACGAAGGCGCACUCAGAAGAUUUCCAAAGCUUUACAUAGAUGGACCUUACGGAGCUGCAGCGCAGGAUUACCGCAAAUACGACGUGAUGCUCCUUGUCGGACUUGGAAUCGGGGCAACGCCGUUUAUCAGCAUUCUCAGGGACAUGCUCAACACUCAGACGGGGAAGCCGGAGUACCAGCAGUCCCCGCGACGCUGUCCAAGCCACGCUUACUUCUACUGGGUGACCAAAGAACAAGGCUCCUUCCAGUGGUUCAAGGGGGUGAUGAACGAGGUGGCCGAGAUGGAUCACAAGGCAGUGAUUGAAAUGCACAACUAUCUGACGUGCGUUCACGAGGAAGGAGACGCUCGCUCGGCCCUGAUAACGCUCGUCCAGGCCCUCCAUCACGCUAAGAGUGGCGUGGACAUUGUCUCAGGAACUCGGGUUCGCACGCACUUUGCUCGGCCCAACUGGAACAAAGUUUUCGCGAGGCUGGCCGCAAACCAUCCCGGUGCCCGUGUCGGCGUGUUCUACUGCGGCAUGGCCUCGGCAGCCAAGGAGCUGGAAGGAAUCGCCUGGACCUUCUCGCAGAGAACCAGCACCAGGUUUGAGUUUCGAAAGGAGAGCUUUUAAAGGUUGCCACACCACUUAUCCAACGUGGCGUUACUGCAGAAUGCCACGUCAUUGUUAAUGUAAUGACCGGGGUUUAAAA
This is a messenger RNA of Selaginella moellendorffii, 2618 nucleotides long. RefSeq names its product respiratory burst oxidase homolog protein A. NCBI's taxonomy places the organism in Eukaryota, Viridiplantae, Streptophyta, Lycopodiopsida, Selaginellales, Selaginellaceae. The record is from RefSeq and is a predicted model, not a curated record. The transcript is spliced from 13 exons. Gene Ontology annotation, cellular component: plasma membrane. Gene Ontology annotation, molecular function: calcium ion binding; peroxidase activity; NAD(P)H oxidase H2O2-forming activity. The coding region runs from base 38 to 2539 and encodes 833 amino acids.